Emiliania huxleyi CCMP1516 is the source of this 474-nucleotide messenger RNA. RefSeq lists its product as hypothetical. The record is from RefSeq and is a predicted model, not a curated record. The coding region runs from base 1 to 474 and encodes 157 amino acids. The transcript has a single exon. NCBI's taxonomy places the organism in Eukaryota, Haptophyta, Isochrysidales, Noelaerhabdaceae.
AUGUGGUUCCACCACCCCUCGCAGGCUUUGCCUCUGACCGCCACCGUUCCCAGGCUGCCUAAUGGGAUGGAAAGGAAGGCUGGGCGAGCGUAUAGAAGCGUGCUCGACCUUGUCGUGGCAGCCUGCACGGCAGCGCUGGCAGGCGCGAUGAGCGUCGUGCCACCUGACCUGACUUUUUCGAGCUCGCGCCGGCGGCGCAACGGCUUGCUUCCGCAGGGGCAGCCGCGGCCGCGGCUGCCGACCGGCGUGGCGACAUGGAGCGCCGACGAGGACCGUGCCAUCGACGAGGACCGUGACGGGCUGCGCUGGAAGGCUAUCGCGGCAAAGCUGCAGGGCCGCUCUGACAGCUCGUGCCGCAACCGGUGGCUGAGGCAGCGGCAGAGGGAGUUGGCCGCGCUGGGCACGGAGUGCAAGACGGCGGGCCAAAUUUUCGCCGAGUGGCGGCGUUUGCACCCCCCUCCGCUGUGCAAGUAG